Messenger RNA from Mizuhopecten yessoensis (Yesso scallop), 808 nucleotides. Its product is annotated as ATP synthase subunit O, mitochondrial-like. Gene Ontology annotation, molecular function: proton-transporting ATP synthase activity, rotational mechanism. NCBI's taxonomy places the organism in Eukaryota, Metazoa, Mollusca, Bivalvia, Pectinida, Pectinidae. The record is from RefSeq and is a predicted model, not a curated record. The transcript is spliced from 8 exons. Bases 41 to 670 code for a protein of 209 amino acids. Gene Ontology annotation, biological process: proton motive force-driven mitochondrial ATP synthesis.
UCAAACGCUUCCGAGAUCCAGUCUACCGGCCUCUAUCAACAUGGCUUCGUUAAAGUUUGGACAAGGGGUGAGGCAUUUUAGCUCAACAGCUGUUAAACACAAGCUGAUAAAGCCACCAGUCCAGGUGUAUGGUAUUGAAGGAAGGUAUGCUACAGCCCUGUUCUCUGCAGCUUCCAAAAAGAAGGCACUUCCUGCAGUAGAAAAGGACCUCAACUCUCUUUCUAAAAUAUUGGCUACAGACAUCAAAUUUAGAGACUUCCUGUAUGACCCUACACAGAAAGGACAACACAAGCAAGUCCUCCUCAAAAAAGUUGCAGACAGGGAAAAGUUUUCUGAAGUGACAGUAAAUUUAUUUGGAGCACUGGCUGACAAUAAACGAUUUAACAAACUUGCUGGUGUUACAACCUCCUUCAACACCAUCAUGGCAGCUGAGCGAGGGGAGGUUCCUUGUACAGUAACUGUAGCUAAGAGUUUGGAUGCUUCUACUCAGAAAGAGCUGACACGUAUUCUGUCCGACUUCCUUAAGAAGGGGGAAAGUUUGGUACUAACCACGAAAGUUGAUCCCACUUUGAUCGGAGGUAUGAGGGUUGAUUUCACCGACAAAUCGGUUGACAUGUCCAUGGCGUCAAGACUGGGGAAGUAUGCAGAUCUUGUUAGCCAGCCAGUGUAACACAAGCAGCUGUAGACUUAUUUCCAGUGUGUUGUAUGCUUGUUGAACUAAGACAUAUAAAGUUUGAAGAAAAAAUUUCAGUGCUGAUGCGAAAAAAUGUACAUUUCUAGAUUCUAAAUGAUUAAACAUUUUCAUUAU